Molecule: messenger RNA, 2455 nt
Organism: Limulus polyphemus (Atlantic horseshoe crab)
Lineage: Eukaryota; Metazoa; Arthropoda; Merostomata; Xiphosura; Limulidae
Gene: Adsl
Product: adenylosuccinate lyase-like
Exons: 11
Coding region: 16-1482 (488 amino acids)
Biological process (GO): 'de novo' AMP biosynthetic process
Cellular component (GO): cytosol
Molecular function (GO): (S)-2-(5-amino-1-(5-phospho-D-ribosyl)imidazole-4-carboxamido) succinate lyase (fumarate-forming) activity; N6-(1,2-dicarboxyethyl)AMP AMP-lyase (fumarate-forming) activity
Source: RefSeq, a predicted model, not a curated record
UCAUGUGCUUCACGUAUGAUGUCUUCGACAGCAAAACUGUUGAAAAUGGAUGAGCAUUCUCGUUACAAAACACCUCUAUCAUCGAGGUAUGCAAGCGAAGAAAUGGCUUAUAAUUUCAGUGACAUGAAGAAAUUUUCCACUUGGAGAAAACUUUGGUUAACCUUAGCCGAAGCAGAACGCGCUCUUGGCCUUAACAUCUCUGAUGAACAGAUCAAAGAAAUGAAAGCUAACAUUGACAAUAUUGACUUUGAUAUGGCAGCAAAAGAGGAAAAGGCAACACGUCAUGAUGUCAUGGCUCAUGUUCACACGUUUGCUGCUUGUUGUCCCAAGGCUGCUCCAAUUAUUCAUUUGGGAGCAACAUCUUGUUAUGUUGGUGAUAAUACUGAUCUUAUAAUGUUACGAGAUGGUUUUAACAUCCUUCUGUCAAAGCUAGCUCGAUGUAUACAUUGUCUUGAGAAAUUUGCAGAAACCUAUCGUUUUCUUCCAACUCUCGGUUUCACCCACAUGCAACCAGCGCAGCUAACUACAGUUGGAAAACGAGCAUGUCUGUGGGUUGCGGACCUGCUAACUGAUUUGAAAAACUUGGAAAGAGCUAGAAAUAACUUGAAAUUUAGAGGUGUCAAAGGAACAACUGGGACACAGGCCAGUUUUUUGCAGUUAUUUGAAGGAAAUGAAGAAAAGGUGAAACAACUUGAUGAGCUGGUUACAGAGAUGAGUGGUUUUCAAAGUGCUUACCUUAUUUGUGGUCAGACAUACAGCAGAAAAGUUGAUGUGGAUUGCCUGUGUGUCUUAGCUAGCCUUGGGGCAUCUGCACAUAAGAUUUGUACAGAUAUUCGUCUACUAGCUAGCCUAAAAGAAGUGGAAGAGCCCUUUGAAAAAUCUCAAAUAGGUUCCAGUGCCAUGCCAUAUAAAAGAAAUCCAAUGAGGAGUGAGCGGUGUUGCUCUUUGGCUCGACAUUUGAUGACUUUAGUAACAGAUCCUUUACACACUGCUUCUGUGCAAUGGAUGGAAAGAACAUUAGAUGAUAGUGCCAAUAGAAGAAUCUGUUUGGCUGAAGCAUUUCUAACAGCUGACAUAGUAUUGAAUUUGUUACAAAACAUCUCUGAAGGGCUGGUGGUAUAUCCAAAGGUAAUAGAACGUCACAUCCAUCAAGAGCUUCCCUUUAUGGCUUCAGAAAACAUCAUUAUGGAGAUGGUGAAGUCUGGAGGAAAUCGUCAGGAGUGCCAUGAGAAAAUUCGUGUUCUUUCACAGCUAGCUGCUGCAGUUGUGAAGGAAGAUGGUGGAGCCAAUGACUUAGUUCAGAGAAUUAAAGAAGACUCAUAUUUUUCCCCUAUUCAUAGUGUGUUAGAUAAACUGCUAGACCCAAUCUCAUUUGUUGGCCGAGCUCCACAGCAGGUUAAGGAGUUCCUUGAGCAGGAAGUUCAGCCAGCCUUAGGACCCUAUAGAGAACAGCUGACCAAAGAAUCUGUUCUUAAUGUAUAACUGUUGUAAACCUAAUUAUUCAAAUUCAGGGAAUUUAUAUUACUCAUUUCAAGGCAUGUCAGGUGUUACUACACUUUGUUCACACUUAAAUUUACCUCACCUGCUAUUGUACUGUAUGAUACAGUGUUUCCUGUUUUCAUACUCGCUGUUCACACUGCCCUAACUUUACCUCACCUGCUAUUGUAUUGUAUGAUACAGUGUUUCCUCUUUUCAUACUUGCUGUUCACACUGCCCUAACUUUACCUCACCUGCUAUUGUAUUGUAUGAUACAGUGUUUCCUGUUUUCAUACUCGCUGUUCACACUGCCCUAACUUUACCUCACCUGCUAUUGUAUUGUAUGAUACAGUGUUUCCUGUUUUCAUACUCGCUGUUCACACUGCCCUAACUUUACCUCACCUGCUAUUGUAUUGUAUGAUAUUUGUAGCUUUACUCUCCACAAUCUGAAAAAAAAAAAAAAUAAAGCAAUGACUUUUUUUUAUAAAAAGAAUUAAAUCAGUAAUGGAAUAUACAAAGUUUAAUAGAAGUGGUAGAAUUGUUUGGGGUUAUUUUCAAAUUAAUUCUCACUUUUAAAAAGCAGCAGUAGCUUUGGGAUAACCCAACUUUAAAAAAAAAACAUGUAAAAUAGUAUAAACCCUAAAUUAAAAGAGAUGUAGUUAUUCAUAUUAGGAUUCUUCACUAGGCCACUAUUUGUUCUGAUGUUUUUUUUUUCUGUAUCAAAUUCUGGCAGAUUAAAACCUUUGAGUAUAAAAAAAGGUGAAUUAUUACCUGUGUGAAACGUAUACAAAAGUAUUUAAGGUUGUUUUUUUUUUAGUAAUGUUUGUAGAAUUACUAGAUAUAGGCUUCAGAUGUUCUUUUAUAUGCUGCUCUAAAUGACUGUGUCGUGUCCACUUCGAAAACAAAUGUAUCAAUAAACAACACAAGAAUUUUGAAGUUUGUUUUUGUUCUUUGUUUAGAUAAAGUUCUGUAUUCUCAA